AAUUAUUUGGUCGCGACAGAGCUUGAGUGCCAACGCCGGCGCGACACAGCGAAAGAACUGAGUUUUUCUCGUUUUGUCCAAUACACUGAGAAAAAAAUAUCGACUGCCCGAUUCGAAGCAGUCAUCAUGGGGAAGCGGGCGUCACGCGGGGCUCCCCCGAAUUCCAAUCCAAGGAAACGGGUGAAGGUGGCGCAUGAGGCACCAACAUGUGAGGAUGUCACAACAAGCCGGCAGCUUCGACAGCUCCUUGCCUUUGAACAGGACCUUGGGAAGGCCAGACACGGACUGCAGUCAUUCAAGGUCUUCCUCGACAACUUCAGCAGUGAAUCCUCCUCCGAGCGACUUGACAUUCUAUCGCAGUACCUGCAGGCCUCAACCCCCAAGGACCAUGACGGCCCCGAUGCCGUCUACCUGGAGGAUGUUAUGGCCACAUGGAACUAUGCCUCCCAGAUGGGCAACGAUGAUGUCCUGUCAGCCGUCACCGUCGUCCUCGCGCUCCUUCUAAAAGUCGUGUCCGAAAUUCUGGAUCUGAGGCCCCAAGGGUUAGGGAUAUGUCGAACGUUGCUCCAGAAGCGCCAACUCGAGCUCCUGGCCAAGAACCUGUCAGCAGACAAGGCCAAGGCCUUCAUAAUAUCACCGACUCUGCGCUUGGUGCGCGAGGCCGUCUGCUUCGACGGCGGUGCGCUCGCGAGAGCUUUCUUCCGCGACAGGAAGUACGCAUACGACUCCCUGACAAGGAACAUGAGGAUAAAGUUCCUCGGCGAGGGUGUCGAAGACAGCAGGCGGACUUCGCCCCGCACCAACGCCAUUCGCCUCCUCAUGAGCUCUCUGAAAUUUCUCCACUGGGAAGCCAAGAGGGAGCUCUUGUAUGAGAGGGACCUCACCGGCGCUCUCACUAGUUCCAUCAAGGACGACCCGCCCUACCUGAUCCUAGAGGUGCUGGAUGGCUUAAAAUCUCAUGUGCUCAUGGACAAGCACCUGCCCGCCGAGACCAAAUCAAGGCUACUGAACACAACCAUGCUCACGCGCCUUGCCCUGCUCUAUGCAUACAGUCAUACGACCCCUGGCGACGCGGAAACCCGACCCGUAGACGAUGCCGCCCAUGAGUUUCUCAUGACCGUCUGCACAUCUUCGGAGUCUGGGGCUCUGCGAACCGAGUUCGGUUUGUACCCUAAAGGCGUCGACCCCAACAACGAUCAGUUGCACGAUUCCGCUGCUGGGUCCGACGUCAGCUUGGAUCGCAUAGUCUGGGCAAACAAAUUUAAGGAGGAUGUUCCCGUCCACAACACCACCCUCUCCGAGUUCAUCAAAACUCUACGUCCAUGGAACAGCCCGAAGCAGAGCGAGCUCAUAAUAGCCGUCUUCCGCGCUGCGCCGGAGCUGAUCGCCGACUACUUUCUGGGUAAAAGAGACUUUACCUUCGAGCCAAAGCUCUCGGCAACUUGGAUUGGGUAUGCGGCCCUGCUAUUUAACACGGUGCAGCUGCCCCUACCCCCCUUCUUCGGGAGUAAGGAAGGGUUCUCUCCGGUGCCACCCCCGAUAUCUUUGGUGCUCGACAACAUUCUGCCAUUGCCUGUGAGCCAGAAGGUCCUCGUCAGGUGUCUGUCGCACGAAUCAAAGCUGGUCUCCUUCUUUGCCACUCGCCUACUUGUACUCGCCCUGCAGAAGCUGGAUAUGGCCUUGCAGAUGAUGCACAAUGCCUCCUCGACAUUGGGGCCUCUGUGGUCCGAGGCCGCAAGGAAACUCACGGACGAGUUCUCGCAGAGGUGUCUGGACCUGAAGUACGCCACUACGGCUUUCCGUGGGAUACCCGAAGAAGACUUGCUCUCCCGAGAGGCUGGUAGUCGGUUGCUCCGCCUUUACUACCAAGUCAUUCCUCAGGUUGCCCUGCUAGCCAAGUUCGACGUAUCGCCUCUGCUGGUCAACGCCAUAAAACGACUCGAUAGGCAAGGCAGGUCAACCCAAGACCAAGCACUCGCGCUGGUGGAACUUGAGAAUCUGGUCGCAGUCGCCAAAUCCUCGCCCGGGAUGCGAUGGUUUGCCAAGGCGAAGAGCCCAUCCUUGUCGCCAUUCACUUCGCUACUUAAGGUGCACCUCGAAACCCCCGAGGGCAUUCUUCCCGAGACCCUGGAAAGUACCUUGGCGUUUGUGGCAACCGAACAUGAGUUCUUCCUCUCUGAGGAUCAAGAGGGGUUUGCCUUGCGCCACCUGUUCCUGACGCUCAACAGGUUACAUGCCAGGGUUCCAAUAACAUCCAGCACCGAGCUCUGGGGGUUUCUUGACAACUGUUUGCAGCGAUGUUCGGCAACUCCCAUACGUUACAUCGAGCUAGCACAGGAACUGGCUCCCAACACUAAGACCAGUCCGCUCACUGCGACCAUAAACGAGCAACUGCCGUUCAUCGUGCGGUCUGGGGAUGCAUCGGCCCUGGCUGUUGUCAAGGAGUUUGUUUCGGUCUACACAACAGUUGCUCGCGCGGCGAACGAACAUGAGCCACUUCUCAAGGCACUGCAGAAGCCCGUUGGAGCGGCCUUCAUCAGGAAGAUGGACACCGAUGCAGGUAAAAUACCACUACCCGAGUCGCCGGCUACACCGGAUGCCAUGGCUACCACCGAGGUCGCGAUCGACCCAUCUCAAAAGGGCCACAAAUCAUAUGAGGCUCUGAGUAGCCUGGCGGCCGACUCGGAAAUACUCGAGCUAGACAACUCAGCGCUCCUGCGAUGGACGACGCGCAGCGUAGGGGAAAUCAUCGACGAGGGAUAUGCGUCGUCUCUAGUCGCCCUGCUCUCGUCAUCUCACACAAGCAUCCGAAAAGAGGCCCUGACCAACAUCUUCAAGAUGGCAGCGAAGAUCAAGGAGUCAUCGCACGAGGAGAAGGACCAGGUUUGGCUGCUCCUCGUUGAGCUUGCCGAGUCAUGCAAGACGGAGGUUGACAAAGGCCCUGCGCCGGGCCAGAUCGUGGCUUUCGCCCGGCGCGCGCUUGAUGUGCUGAAGAACCCGCUGCACUGCCUGUACGACAAGGUCAACACUUUUCUGACCCGGGGCCCUGUGUGGAGCCUGGACAGAUUUCCUCUACUCCACGAGGUCCUACAGGAAGCGCCGAGCCGCGACGAUUCAUACUAUGCGUCGGUUUCGUGGCUGCUCGGGUACCUCCUCGAGAGCCUCCACACGCCUUCGGACCUAGCCCUAUUCCACAAGCGCCGGGUGUACGAGCGCAUUCUGUCGUUGGCUAGUAACAGUUAUAUGCGGCUGCCUCUCCGGUCGCUGCUCCUGAGGAUUGUCCACAGGACGACGUGCCUGGAGGGGGGGAGCACCACCCUCAUCACGAGGUUUGGAGUCAUCAGCUGGCUGGAGGCGCAGCGGGCCCAACGCAGUUCGGCCGUCGAAUCGGAGCUGCUGAAGGCGUUGCAGCAGAGGAUCUGGGACACAUGUGACCAGGAGCGCAUCCAGGAAUGGAGCGGGAAGGGCAUCACAAUGGUUAUUGACGAUUGGAACCUCUAGGCGUACUUGUUUCAUGGCCAAACGAGCCUUGUAGGUAUUCUUGUUGAUUGGGAAUAGCAUCACUGGAGUCGGAUUUAUCCUGCCGUCUUCUUUAUUUGUGAUUGGAAUUAUG
This is a messenger RNA of Gaeumannomyces tritici R3-111a-1, 3613 nucleotides long. RefSeq lists its product as hypothetical. The transcript has 2 exons. The record is from RefSeq and is a predicted model, not a curated record. The coding region runs from base 127 to 3501 and encodes 1124 amino acids. Gene Ontology annotation, biological process: maturation of LSU-rRNA from tricistronic rRNA transcript (SSU-rRNA, 5.8S rRNA, LSU-rRNA); maturation of 5.8S rRNA from tricistronic rRNA transcript (SSU-rRNA, 5.8S rRNA, LSU-rRNA). Lineage: Eukaryota; Fungi; Ascomycota; Sordariomycetes; Magnaporthales; Magnaporthaceae. Gene Ontology annotation, cellular component: nucleolus.